AUGGCCGGCCUCGCAUCUCCUCUCAUGCUCGAGAAAAUCGACAAGCUUUUUGCAUGCGGUGUUGGAGAGUACGUCGAUCUACCUCAGAUUGUUGUGGUCGGCGACGAAUCCUGCGGCAAGAGUAGUGUUCUCGAAGGCUUGAUCAAGAAGCCUCUCCCCCGCGACAGUGGUCUCUGCACUCGGUUUGCUACUCAGAUCGUCUUCCGCCGUGCAGCCCAGAGUGGAAUCUUUGUGUCGAUCAUGCCAGAGCAAAAUGCUCCUCAGGAACACAUCAGCUCGCUUCGCGCUUGGGCUAAGUCGGUGCCAUCGCUGGAUUCUCAGGCAUUUGUCGACAUUAUGAGAGAGGUUCACGAAGUGAUGGGAUUGUCUGGUGGGGUGGACGACACAGGAGCUCGCAAGCCCACCUUCUCGAACGAUGUUCUGCGCCUUGAGGUAUGAAAGACCCAUCUCGAACGCAUGGCACAAUUCUGAGCCACUACGCUACCUCCUAGCUCUAUAUCCUACGCCAUUCUGCUGGAACGCGUUCGCUGACAUUUUCAUGGCAGAUCUGCGGCCCUGACCAAGAGCACCUGAGUGUCAUCGAUAUCCCGGGCAUAUUCAAGAGCACGACAGAAGGCCUCACCACCAAAGCCGAUAUUCAACUGGUGCGCAAUAUGGUCAAGAGCUACAUGGACAACCCUCGCUCUGUCAUACUGGCUGUCAUCCCGGCAAACGUCGAUGUCGCUACUCAGGAAAUUCUCGAGCUUGCAGGCGAGGCGGACCCUCAACAAGAUCGCACUCUAGGUGUACUCACCAAGCCAGAUUUGGUCGACAAGGGCGCAGAGCCUAAGGUGAUUGAGCUUCUUGAGGGCCGUGCUCGUUCUAUGAAGCUCGGCUGGCACAUGAUUCGCAACCCAGGUAAUAUCAUCCCCAUUGCAAUCACUAUUCCGAGCCACCAGUCCGACUUCUUGCCCUCCGUUGUAUUCCAAAGGCUUCGAGAUGAUAGCUAAUUUCUAUGUCGCGACAGGUCAACUAGACCUAGCGAAUACGGAUCUGGACCGCGACUCUAUGGAGGCAGACUUCUUUCGCUCUCAGAAGCCAUGGGACACUAUCGACAAGGACAAAGUGGGUAUUGAUGCCCUCAAAGGUCGCCUGAAUGAAGUGCUCUCUUCUCUCGUGAAGCGAGAAUUUCCAAAGGUGAAGCUCGAGACAAGGGUACACUGGACAGCUGUCAGAAGAAGCUGAACGACUUGGGUCCUGAGCGUAGCGGCCUCACGGAGCAGAGGACGUACCUCACGCAACUCGCCACCCGGUUCCAGCGUCUUGUCGCUUUCGCUCUCAAAGCCAACCAUGGCGCCGACAGUCUCUUCGAUUCAGAGCCUGAGUUGCGAGUCUCUCCUGCGGUAAUGGCCCGAAUGAAGACGUUCUCCGACGACAUGUGGACUUAUGGCCACAUGUACUCGUUUCUCGGAAAGGAUCAAGAGGAGCAAGGCUCCGCCGUGCUCGACGCAGCUGAGCAGAAAGAGUACAGCGUCCGAAAGCAAGAGGACCUCGAAGAGCUUCCAAACAUCCAGUGCCUUGACAUGACUCUGUCCUAUCCCAAGGCUGGGGGGAUCAAGCGCUGGCUCCGGGACGUAUUUGAGAGCAAUCGUGGCUUUGAACUGGGCACCUUCAACGCUUCUAUUCUCGCGACAGUCAUGAAGAAGCAGUCUUCCAAGUGGGAGGACAUCAGCACUGGCUUCGUGAGCGAUGUUGUCGUUCUGGUACACAAAUUCGUCCAUACUGCCCUGACCUCCAUCUGUGCCGAUGGUGAGAUCUGCCGCGCCCUGCUUAACACUCUCUUCGACAACCUUGUUCAGCGAUACCAGAAAGCACUCGACAGCGCGAAGUUCCUAGUUGAGGUGGAGAAUGGGGAUACGCCAAUGACGCUCAAUCAUUACUUCAAUGACAACCUUCAGAAGAGGUAAGGGUUUUGAUCCACAAGAUGUUAACCUUCGAUUAGCUGCUGACUCCCUCUUAGUCGACACGGAAAAGCUAUUGCGGGACUGGAGAAGAAGGCCAUCGACGUGGACGACCAUCCCAAUGGCGUUAGAAAGAUGGUGCCCGUAGAAACCGCCAUCGCAUCUCACAACAUGAGCAAUGACGACCACGUCAUCCUCGAGAUCCACGACAUUCUCCAAUCAUACUACAAGGUCAGCCUCAAGACUUUCGUCGACAACGUCUGCAAGCAGGCCGUCAUUCACUUCCUCCUCAGCCCUGACAGGGGUCCACUGGCCCUCUUCUCGCCCAAUUUCGUCGCCGAGCUGUCGCCGGAGCAAUUGGAGGAGAUUGCCGGCGAGGCACCUGCCAUGAAGCGGCUCAGAGGAGAGCUGAAGAAAGAGAUGGCCAGGUUGACCGAGGCCAUGAAGAUUCUCGUCCGCGCUUGA
Molecule: messenger RNA, 2405 nt
Organism: Lecanosticta acicola
Lineage: Eukaryota; Fungi; Ascomycota; Dothideomycetes; Mycosphaerellales; Mycosphaerellaceae
Source: the annotation of a GenBank genome assembly